GAGGCGCAUUUAUGUGCUGCAGCAUUGUACAAAUACAAGAACGCGUAACUUCAGGCAUUCAGAGAACAGCGUCCAGAAAACACUACGAGCAGCUAAAAUUUUUCCACAUUUCAGUACAAGAGUAAAACUAAGAACACCACGUUCUACAGUGGAUCUUAAUAAUCCUAAACUAGACCUGCAUUUCAAAGCUUCAGCAACAAAUCUACAGACUGCCUACAAAAGUACUGUAUUACCAAGAUGCUUUUACUAGUGCAUCCAUCGGGAAUUUUCCAGUACGCGGAAAAGCUGCUUCUGACCAAGAAGACUGGGCAGCUCCAUUUUCAAGAGUUUGUCCGUAAGAAUGCUGCAAAUGCCCUUUCUAUAUUAAACUUGAUAUUGGGCAUAACUUCGGUUCUUUGCAGCUUAAAUGGGAUGCAUACCAUAGCUUGUUACCUGCUUCUGGCUGGGUUUCUCUUCGAUAUGGCAGAUGGAGCAGUUGCUAGAAGUCUGAAUGCCUGUUCAUCACUUGGUGCAAAGUUAGAUGAUUUUGCUGAUUUCACCACCUUCGGUAUUGCAACAUCCCUUUUGCUACAGCCCAGUGGACUUCUGGACAGUCUGUUGGUUGUCUGCUAUGUAUUGGCUGUUUUUAUUCGCCUCUGUUUCUUCUCAACUGGUAUCCCUUUUAUGUACCGUGGACUGCCAUGCUGCUAUGCCUCUGUAAUCAUGGCCUCUGUCUGCUCUCUGUCUGGUGGCAGCCCCUUUCUGCUGCGAGCUACUGCUGUCUUAAUGAUUAACUUUAUGCUUGAUAAGGGUUUCUAUCAACAUGACAAGGUGCUGGAAUCUCACUGGUGGAAGAAGAUAGUCUAUGUUGGAGGUGCCUUGAUGAUGGUGCUCUUCCCUUUUCCUGUUACCAGUGUGUACUACUUCAUCUGGUCUGUUUCCUAUACACUGUUUCCAGCAACCUUGUGGAGUUAAAGAAGUUCAAGGUUUUGCCUCAUUUCUCACUCCCUUAUUCACGGAAAAAAUACUUUGCUUAAAUUCCUAAACUGCUGAAAAGAGCACCUCAGCGUAUUUUACAGUUGUGGUGUGAAAUAUUUUUGCAAGACAAGAAGCAUACUGUAGAAUCAGUGAGACUAAGAAUUUUUCAGAUGACGUGACCGUCUGAUAAGAAAGCAAGUUCAGAUGCUGGAAAUAAGAAACACCAGUUUCCAGACAAAAGCUAUGCCACACUUUGUUGUUGCAUACUGCUAAACUAACAUUUUUCAUUUCUUUGCCUGACGUAAUGAAGUGGUUGCCUGUGCCUUA
Messenger RNA from Protopterus annectens (West African lungfish), 1284 nucleotides. RefSeq names its product transmembrane protein 269 (gene TMEM269). Gene Ontology annotation, cellular component: membrane. The coding region runs from base 238 to 954 and encodes 238 amino acids. Gene Ontology annotation, molecular function: phosphotransferase activity, for other substituted phosphate groups. Gene Ontology annotation, biological process: phospholipid biosynthetic process. NCBI's taxonomy places the organism in Eukaryota, Metazoa, Chordata, Ceratodontiformes, Protopteridae. The transcript is spliced from 7 exons. The record is from RefSeq and is a predicted model, not a curated record.